Polypterus senegalus (gray bichir) is the source of this 5431-nucleotide messenger RNA. Its product is annotated as desmoglein-2-like. Lineage: Eukaryota; Metazoa; Chordata; Cladistia; Polypteriformes; Polypteridae. Gene Ontology annotation, cellular component: plasma membrane; desmosome. Gene Ontology annotation, biological process: homophilic cell-cell adhesion. The coding region runs from base 188 to 3730 and encodes 1180 amino acids. The record is from RefSeq and is a predicted model, not a curated record. The transcript is spliced from 14 exons. Gene Ontology annotation, molecular function: calcium ion binding.
GUUUCAUUGCUUUUAUUCGUAGACAGAAUACAGUCCUGUGUGUAACAAUCGUCCGGACACUACGUACAACGGAUUUGUAAAAGAAAGAAACUGAGUGAAAAAGAGAAGGAAAUCAAGAAUAAAAGAAGUAAAGCACAAGAAGUUCGAACAUUUGGAUCAAAGGAGAUUUUUAAAGGGCUUCCUCGAUAUGUCUCUUCGUGCUUUGCACGUUGGCUUAUUGCUUGUCGUAUUACAGACGAUUCUUCAAAAAUAUGGAGAGGCAACACUGACAGUUUUUAAUGUUGAAAAUGGAGAAGUACAUCAUAGACAAAAGAGAGAAUGGAUAGUACCUCCCAUCAGAAUAAGAGAAAAUGAGGAUUAUAGUAAUAAAAAUCCAAUUGCAAAAAUUCGAUCUGAUGCUCUAAAAGUCGCAUAUUACAGAAUAUCAGGAAAAGGAGCCGAUGAACUACCAUUCCGCUUAUUUACUGUUAAUGAAAAAACUGGUGAAGUCAGUAUUAUGGGCAUUGUGGACAGAGAGCAGUAUAACCGAUUUGUUCUGAAAGGAUAUGCUUUGGACAGUACUGGAACCCCAGUGGAAAAGCCCAUAGAUCUGGUGGUCAAGAUAGAUGAUGUCAAUGACAACCCUCCCGUUUUCUCAUCCUUAUUGUAUAAUGCAGAAGUCAAAGAAUUAAGCGAGCCAGGUACUGUUGUAUUCAAUCUUACUGCAACAGAUGCAGAUGAGCCAGGCACAUUAAAUUCUAAGCUUGCUUAUCAAAUAUUGGAUCAGCAACCUUCAGAUGGAAUUAUGUUUUAUCUUGAUGAUGAUAAGAUCAAGGUAGCACAGCCGAGUCUAGACAGGGAGAAAAUUGAUCAGUAUACUUUAGUUAUUCAAGCCAAAGAUCUGAACGGAGGAGAAGGCUGUAUGUCUGCAACAGCUUCUGUUCACAUUACAGUUCUGGAUGUCAAUGAUAAUAUGCCCAGGCUGGAAAAAGAAAAUUAUGAAGGUAGUAUUGAUGAGAACACAGCGAAUGUGGAAGUCCUGAGAAUGAAAGUUAAUGAUGAUGACCUUGAAGGUACAGAAAACUGGCAGGCAGAAUAUUUCAUUGAAUCAGGCAAUGAAGGUGGAUACUUCAGAAUGGAGACUGACGCAAAAACCAACGAAGGCAUCCUGAUUCUUCAAAAGGAAGUGGACUAUGAAGAACUGCAAAACCUUGAGCUUGGAAUUAGUGUUCGGAACAAAGCUGACUUAGUUGGCGCUGGUGCUGGCGCUGGUGCUGGUGCUGGUGCUGGUGCUGGUGCUGGCGCUGGUGCUGGUGCUGGGGCUGGAGCUGGGGCUGGUGUUGGUAUAAGUGGUCGUGGAGGAAAACUUGUCCCAGUUAAUAUCAAAGUGAAGAACAUGAAAGAAGGUGCAAGUUUUAGUCCAAAAGUAAAAGCAAUUCCAGUUUCUGAAGAAAAGGGCAAAGUAGACCUUACCAAACCUGUUGGUCGUUAUGCAGCCAUAGACAGAGACACUGGAAAAGUGGCCGACAAAGUCAGGUAUGCAAAGGGCAAUGAUCCAGGUAACUGGCUGAUUGUUGACCCAAAAACUGCGGACAUAAAGCUUGCUAAAAUGCCAGAUCGAGAAUCUGAAUAUUUACAAAAUGGCACAUAUAUAGCUACGAUUUUGGCCAUAAGUGAAGACAUGCCUUCAAAAACUGCAACGGGAACUAUUGCAAUUCAAGUGGAAGAUUUCAAUGACCACUGCCCAACUCUUAUAACUACUUCUGCCUUCUUGUGUGAAGAUAGUAAAUCAAUUGUUGUCACAGCUGUAGAUGAAGAUAUUGAUCCUAAUAGUGGCCCAUUUAAAUAUACAAUUAUUGAUGAACCUCGUGGAACAGCAGAGAAAUUGAUAGUUGAAAGACUCAAUGAUACUAGUGCAGUACUUCGAUUGCACAAAAAGCCGUGGCCUGGUGUAUAUAAGGUCAAACUCAAUAUCCAGGAUCAGCAAGGAAAAAACUGUUCAGAAUAUCAAGUCUUAAAUUAUGAGGUCUGUGGCACACAGAAAAGAAUAGGAACAAAACUUGGACUAGGAGGUGCAGCUAUUGGCCUGAUGUUCUUAGCACUUUUAUUGUUGCUUCUUGUUCCUCUUCUGCUGCUGACUUGUCUUUGUGGUAAUGCUGCUGGUGCAGGAGCCUUUAAGAAAGGAAUUGUUGAAGAUGCAACAGAAGGAAGAUUAAUGACGAGUGCUUCUGAAGGGAUAGGAGAAGAUAAGGACUUUAAUAAAUUACUCCACAACGAGGGGUUUGUGAGCACAUGGUCAGAAAAGAAAGACCGUUUACUAAUGGAUGCUAAUGUGGUAGGAGCAGCUGGAGCAAUGAAUGCAGUCAAUGCAGUAAAUAUCAUUGAAGGACAGGUGAUGCAUCAGCCUGGUGGAUCAGUAUAUUUUCAACAAAGAGAAGGGUCAAUGGACAUGAUGAACAGAAGAGAAGACCUUGUUGUAGGUGGCGCAUUCAUGGAGCAGGGAGAUGAAUUUGAUAUUGUGGCUCUCCCUGAUCACAUGUUAAAAACCUACUACAUGGAGAAGGCAAACAAUUAUUCAGAAGAGCCAGAAGACAGGAUAUUUAAGUUUAGCACCGAAGAAGACAAAGCCUCUGUCAUUUCUGCUGUUGACAUUUGCAGAGAUAUAGAUGAAAGUUUGGAUGACAACUUUUUCAACAGUUUGGGUCCCAAAUUUAAAACACUUGCAGGCAUCUGCACUGUCAAUGAAACUUCUGAAGCUACUUACAAAGACUUAGCAGUUAAUGUUGAGCAAAGGUCUGUGGUAUCUUUACCAGCAAAGCAGAGUGGUGGUUUAAUGUCAAAUCAGAAAAUAUCUACUGUUCAGGUGAAAAGCCAAGUUCCUCCUCCCAUUGUCCAACAGGACGUGUCUGUUACGGAGAAGUAUAGUACUACUACAUCUAAAUCUGCUGUUUCACAGCCUGCUGUUUCACAGUCUACUGUUUCACAAUCUGGUGUUUCACAGUCUGCUCUUUCACAAUCUGCUGUAAACUUGCAAAAAAAUGUACUAGUUUCAGAUACAUCAUCAUCAUAUGUCCCUCAAACCAUGUACUAUGCCACUACCCCAGUCAUUCAAGCCACUCGAUACAUUGUUGAGCCCCAGAUACAGCCAAAUGUGCUGAUUGCAGAUAGGGGCCAAGCCAUUGUUACUGGUCUUCAUGGAUCUGUGAGGGUGGCUGAAAGUCCACUUACACAAAAUGUACUACUUACAGACAAACGAGUGAUCGCAACACCAGUUAUUCAGAGUGGUGUAGUAGGAAUUGAUUCAGGUACUUUACGUAUGAGUGAAAUUCCUGUUGCCCAGAAUUUAGUGCUUGUGGACAGAUAUGGUAAUCGCAUACAGGGAGGAGUAGCUGGAUUAGAGCAAGGUACUUUGCGCCUGGGUGAAAUUCAGGGUUCUAAAAAUGUGCUGAUAACUGAGCAGAAAGUAUUGACAGGUGCCAGCGUGCAGAGUAACGGUAUAGGUUUAGACCAGUCAACUUUGCAUAUGAGUGCAGUUCCAAGCUCUCAGAAUGUUGUAAGAGUGGAAAAAAGAACAGAAUCCAUUCCUGUUUUACAGAGUAUGAGGAUUGGUGGGGACCCAGCCAGUGUCCAAACUAAGAAUAUAGUUGUAAAGGAAAAAACAGUGGUUUCUGGUCCUAGCAAGUUGGCUGGAGUGACAGGCUUUAAUCAUGAAAUAAUCAGCAUGACCGAAAACCUAAAGAAUGUAAAAUGAGAAGGAUUCCCCUUUUAGUCAGAAAAAUACUUAGGAAGACAUUUUGCCCUACUGUUUCAGGUUUACUUUUUUUGUAAUGAGAAGCAAAGUAUUGCUCUGGGCUAGGCAUCUUUCAAAAAAAUCUGUCAUGAAAGCUGAAAGUCAAUGUCACAGUCAAGAAAUGAUUGUGUAUUGUUGAACUAAUUGGGGAUAUAAGUUGCAUUGAACUGUAAUUAGCAUUUAUAUGAAUGUUUCAAUACAAUUAACCCAAACUGUGCACAGUAUUUGUUAAGGGCCCUGUUUCAGCAGGUUAAACUUUAAUAAGCUUGGUGUAGGCUGUAAAGAAUGUGAUAUCUGAAACAUUAUGAAUUCAAUAGCAAUUUGGAUUCAUAUUUCUGGUUGGUAUUGAGGCAUUGGUGCCCUAACCCAAAGCUUUUUAAAAUGUUAGAAAUCAGUUUCUAAGUAAAAUGCAUUAAGAUGAGGUUUUUUUUUUUUGCUGUUUUAUACAUUUUAUAAGUAAAAUCCAAAAUCUUAACAGGUUUUAAAUUAAAUGCACAAUUAUAUUCACUUCAUUAACACCAGUUUGCUGUGCUGUAAGGGCGGGAAGCACAUUUUUCUAGGGAGAUCAUCUCGGAAAAUAUUUGGGAACAGUUCAUCUUAUCCUGGAAAAUGAAGUGAUGCCAACAUGUGAGCACAAUAAAUGAUUGGGUCAUACAAUAUAUAAAUCAGCGAUGGUUAGACUGGUUAGUAACCAUUCAAGGUUUUGACUUUCUUUUCUUUGGUGUUUUUUUUUUUUGCUUCACUCCUUUUUUAAUUUUGAAUCACACCUUUUGAGAUAUUCCCCAAAAAAUAAUAAAUUGGUAAAUAUAAAAAUAGAUGCAUAAUAAAUAAAUGAGUUGGUAAAACAAUAGUAACUCCAUUCUCAUUUCCUGGUGGAAUAUCUGCCAGCUGAGAUUUUUUCAAGGUGUGGGAUGAGAUAUUGGUAUUUUUCCCUUUUAUGUGCAGCAAUGACAAGUUAGUUUGUAUUGUUUUUUUCUCUGGAACUUGGCGCUUUUAAAUGUUAUGUAAAAUGUAAAACUUUUGUUUUUGUAAGUUGUGCAAUAUUUCACAUAUGAAUGAAAAAGCCAAUAGUGGUCUUUUUUAAAAAUUUGAUUCAGUAUAUAUAGCUUUAUACUAUAUUAGUAGUUUUUAUUCUAAAUGAAACAUUGUACAUAGUUUUCGUGCAGAAAUUUAUCUGUACUCCAUUAAUUAAAACUGACAUAAAGGUUACUACACACCAUAUAAUAUUGAACCAACUACUGGGAUUUUUAAAUUGAUAUUUAAAUAAUAAAUAUUUAAAAUUAGCAUUAACACAUUUCAGAUGUAAACGUUAUUGUCAUGUGUAUGGAGUACAGUGAAAUUUUUACUUGCAUGACAUAAUAGUUUAUGUUUUUGUCUUGGUGAGUUAUAAAAUGUUUUCUGUUGUGCAUUUUUUAAAACAAUUGUUUUAGGCAAUGUUUUGGUUUACAGGUUGAAAAGGAAAGGAGAACAUUACCUUUUAACUUUUAAGUGAUGAACCUUUUGUGCAGUCUUUUGCAUAUGCACUUGUUUUUUUUUUCAUUUUUCAGAAGACAAAUGUACAGUUAUGACCUCCCCUUAAUGUGUAAAAGACUACAAGUAUUUUUUUAACUAAUAUUCAAAGGCAAUUAUAUUAUGCAUUUACCUCUGUGCUGGUGACUUUUG